Molecule: messenger RNA, 534 nt
Organism: Metarhizium brunneum ARSEF 3297
Lineage: Eukaryota; Fungi; Ascomycota; Sordariomycetes; Hypocreales; Clavicipitaceae
Source: RefSeq, a predicted model, not a curated record
AUGGAGAGCGUGGGCGCCGUGGAAGCCACCCUCUCGAGCGCAGCGACGACAAUCGCCCUCGUCCACCAGGGCAUGGCGACGCACAAGCUCGGCCGCGCCGGGACCAAGAACCUCCUGGGCCAGGUGGCCGACCGCGGACCCGUCGACGGCCGCCUCAUCGACCAGGCUAGGAAGGACCGGCGCACCGAGCAGUACGCGUACUACCUGCUGAGCGAGUACGCCCGGCUGCUGGAGUGGCUCGCGGACCAGCACUUCAGCGUGCCGGCCGCCGCGGUGAGCUGGUACGACCCGAGGCGCGUCGUGGUCGGCGCGUACCGCGUGCCCCUGGUGUUUGCGAACAGGCGCUCCCGCGAGCUGAAGGAGUUGGUGGACAGCAUCAAGGAGCUGGCCGGGGAGCUGGUGGCGGAGAAUAUCCAAGCCGCUGUGAAUGCGCUGCCGACUACGCUGUCGGGCGGCCCGCUGCUCAAAGAAGAUUUCACUGCCUUGGAACGUCGGACCGAGGCCGCGAGGGUGAGGGUGAAGAAUGGUACUUGA